Messenger RNA from Selaginella moellendorffii, 1239 nucleotides. RefSeq names its product fasciclin-like arabinogalactan protein 8. Gene Ontology annotation, cellular component: plasma membrane. The record is from RefSeq and is a predicted model, not a curated record. NCBI's taxonomy places the organism in Eukaryota, Viridiplantae, Streptophyta, Lycopodiopsida, Selaginellales, Selaginellaceae. The transcript has a single exon. The coding region runs from base 390 to 1169 and encodes 259 amino acids.
AUUAUAUCUGCCACAAAUGUUAUCUGGCAUGAUAUAUUCCCGAAGUGUGUCCCCAAACAAAUUAUUAUCUCUGGCAUAUGCUUGCCGUAGUCUGAACUUCAAAAAACGCUUUGCAGGUUAUCUUUUUCUUAAAUUUCCUCACUAUUGAUUCGCUGUCUGUCCACGGAGAAGCUGGCUGGAUUCCGCAGCGCAUUCAUUGGUGGCGGGUAAAUAAGAGGUAGAUCUGAUCCAUGGAAUGGAGGGAGUGAAGCAGUCAAUCCAGCAACAAACCAAUCCAGCAAGAAACCAAAAGGAAAAAGAAAUACCGAAGAACACUCUGUGGCUCUAGAGAAGAGAGAAGAGCAAGCGCUCCCAAUAUCCAUUCCAAUUAGCUGCUGCCAAGGUAAGCAAUGAGGAUCCCAAUCCUCCUCUCCAUCGCAAUUGCUGCCAUCGCCAUUGCUGCUCGAGGAGCUCUGGGAGAAUCCGGCAACUUCAACAUCACCGAGGAGCUGGCCACCAAUCCAAAGUACUCCGACUUCAACACCGUCCUCUCCAAAUCCGGCCUCGCCGACACCAUCAACGCCAUGAACUCCCUCACAGUCUGCGUCCUCACGAACUCCCAGAUGGCCACCCUCCGCUCCACACUCUCCCACGCCGAUUCUUCCGAUCCCAAGAAGGUGGCCGCGCUCGUCCGCCCCAUGAUCCUCCUCACCUUCAUCGAUCCCACCAAUCCCAACACCGCCAGGAGCAUCCGCGGCAGCCAGCAAGUAGCGUCGCUCUACCAGGCCGCCGGAGCCGCCAGCACGGACCAAGGAAUCGCCAACCUCACCACCACUCGCAAGGGAUCUCUCCAGAUCGUCGCCGCCGGGGGUUCCAACGCCACCAUCACCAAGAGCGUCAAGCUCAUCGCCUACAACCUCAGCAUUGUCGAGGUGAGCAAUCCUCUCCUCCCUACCGGUGUUCUUGGCUCCGACCAGAACGCUCCUGUUGUCUCGGUAGUCCCGUCACCCCCGCCAGUGAAAGCUCCCGCAAAGUCGCCACCCAGUGCCGCCGAGGAUUCGUCUUCCACUCCGGACGAGAGCGACGAUCAACCCGACAAGACACCAAUCAAAUCCGCUGCUGCUCGAGCUUCUCGGCUCGGAUUGGUGGCCUGGCCGCUGCUCCUGCUUCUUGCUGCUCGGAAACUCUAGCCUCCUUGCAAAUUAUCCAUGGAUCUUCCAGAUCUAAAAAGCUUAUACCACGCUCUUUAUCCUGGCUUUC